UGGCCCGGGGCUGCAGGCUCCACCCCUUUCCCUGCUCCGCCCCGCCCCCGGCCUCUCUCCUCCAGCUCCGCUCCCAGGCGCUCAGCAGCUGGACACCCGCGCUUCGCGGCCAUGGAGAUUCCUGGGAGUCUGUGCAAGAAAGUCAAGCUGAGCAACGACGCGCAGAACUGGGGGAUGCAGAGAGCAACUAAUGUCACCUAUCAAGCCCACCAUGUCAGCAGGAAUAAGAGAGGUCAGGUGGUGGGGACCAGAGGUGGCUUUCGUGGUUGCACAGUUUGGCUGACAGGGUUGUCCGGGGCAGGGAAGACGACCGUGAGCAUGGCUCUGGAGGAGUACCUGGUGUGCCAUGGCAUUCCGUGCUACACUUUGGAUGGCGACAACAUCCGCCAGGGUCUCAAUAAAAACCUCGGCUUCAGCCCCGAGGACAGGGAAGAGAACGUCCGCCGCAUCGCCGAGGUGGCGAAGCUGUUUGCCGACGCCGGCUUGGUGUGCAUCACAAGCUUCAUAUCGCCUUACACGCAGGAUCGCAACAAUGCAAGGCAGAUCCACGAGGGUGCAAGCUUACCCUUCUUCGAAGUUUUCGUUGAUGCUCCGCUGCAUGUGUGUGAGCAGAGGGAUGUCAAAGGACUCUACAAGAAAGCACGAGCAGGAGAAAUUAAAGGCUUCACUGGGAUCGAUUCUGAGUAUGAGAAACCAGAGGCCCCGGAGCUGGUGCUGAAAACGGAUUCCUGUGACGUCAAUGACUGCGUGCAGCAAGUGGUGGAGCUUCUCCAGGAACGGGACAUCGUCCCUGUGGAUGCCUCCUAUGAAGUUAAGGAACUGUACGUGCCAGAGAAUAAGCUUCAUCUGGCAAAAACCGAUGCAGAAACACUACCAGCACUGAAAAUCAACAAAGUGGAUAUGCAGUGGGUGCAGGUUUUGGCAGAAGGUUGGGCAACUCCUCUAAACGGCUUCAUGAGAGAGAGGGAAUACUUGCAGUGCCUUCAUUUUGGUUGUCUUCUGGAUGGAGGUGUCAUCAACUUGUCAGUGCCUAUAGUUCUGACAGCUACACAUGAGGAGAAAGAGAGGCUGGAUGGCUGUACAGCAUUCGCUCUGAUGUAUGAGGGCCGCCGUGUGGCUAUCCUUCGGAAUCCUGAAUUUUUUGAGCACCGGAAAGAGGAGCGUUGUGCCAGGCAGUGGGGAACAACAUGCAAGAACCACCCCUACAUUAAGAUGGUCCUGGAACAAGGAGAUUGGCUGAUUGGAGGAGAUCUUCAGGUUCUUGACCGAAUUUACUGGAACGAUGGUCUUGAUCAGUAUCGUCUUACCCCGACUGAGCUCAAGCAGAAGUUUAAAGAUAUGAAUGCUGAUGCUGUCUUUGCAUUUCAGUUGCGUAACCCAGUGCACAAUGGACAUGCCCUGUUAAUGCAGGACACCCACAAGCAGCUUCUGGAGAGGGGAUACCGACGCCCUGUCCUCCUCCUCCAUCCGCUCGGUGGCUGGACAAAGGAUGAUGAUGUUCCUCUGAUGUGGCGUAUGAAGCAGCAUGCCGCAGUGCUGGAGGAGGGCAUCUUGAAUCCUGAGACGACAGUGGUGGCCAUCUUUCCAUCUCCUAUGAUGUAUGCUGGGCCAACCGAGGUCCAGUGGCAUUGCAGAGCGCGGAUGGUGGCAGGGGCCAAUUUUUAUAUUGUUGGACGAGACCCUGCUGGCAUGCCUCAUCCGGAGACGGGGAAGGACCUCUACGAGCCAACCCACGGUGCCAAAGUGCUGACGAUGGCCCCUGGCCUCAUCACCUUGGAAAUAGUUCCCUUCCGAGUUGCGGCCUACAACAAGGAAAAGAAGCGGAUGGACUACUAUGACUCUGAGCACCAUGAAGACUUCGAAUUUAUUUCAGGAACAAGAAUGCGCAAACUGGCACGAGAGGGUCAGAAGCCUCCCGAGGGCUUUAUGGCGCCCAAGGCCUGGACUGUGUUGGUGGAGUACUAUAAGUCCUUAGAGAAAGCAUAACCCGCUGAGCUGGGCUCUCUGCCUGGGAGGCAUGGCUGAGUAACAGAGGGACCACGCAGUCACUGGCAGCAUUUCUAUGUGGUUGUGUCUGUCAGGACACACUUUCUAAAAACAGGCCACUUCCCUCCAUGUACAUCAGUUUUGGUCUGCCUUUGAGUUCUGCUUUGAACUAAUGUAAUACUGCUCUGGUUUUAAUGUAUCUUUUCCACGUAUUGUUAAUAUUCUUAUAAUACGAUUUUAAAAAUCUCACCUUUUUAUAUUGUAUUUAUGCUUCUGUCUUACAAUUUUCCAAGCUGAUUUAUUAGUUAUAACCAGUAAUACACACAUCAUAUAGCUUUUCAUUCUUUAAGAAAGGGUGGAAAAAAAAUCACUGAACAGAAAAGUUGGCUAGAACUUGUUUGGGGAAUUUACAAACUAUCUGUAGCAAUUAGGUUUUUUUUGUUGUUGUUUUUGUUUUGUUGGUUUUUGUUUUUUUUUUUUUUUUUAAGCAUUAAAAAUGUAAACUGCUCCCUCUCUCCCUCACAACCCUACAUGUUGAGGUAUUCUUGAAAUCUGUGUUAAGUGCUGAAUGAAUGCCUCGAUUCAAUAAAAUUAAUUUUUGGCUUCUUA
Meriones unguiculatus (Mongolian gerbil) is the source of this 2595-nucleotide messenger RNA. It is a transcript of the gene Papss1, whose product is annotated as 3'-phosphoadenosine 5'-phosphosulfate synthase 1. The transcript is spliced from 12 exons. Lineage: Eukaryota; Metazoa; Chordata; Mammalia; Rodentia; Muridae. The record is from RefSeq and is a predicted model, not a curated record. Gene Ontology annotation, biological process: sulfate assimilation; 3'-phosphoadenosine 5'-phosphosulfate biosynthetic process. Gene Ontology annotation, molecular function: adenylylsulfate kinase activity; sulfate adenylyltransferase (ATP) activity; ATP binding. The coding region runs from base 112 to 1986 and encodes 624 amino acids.